CACCUUGGGAAAAAACUGUAGCUGAGAAGAGGGCCACCCCACAAGAGCCAAGGCCUUUGGCUGGAGCAAUCCAGUAUUGCUGAGCCGAAGCUUGGGGUCCGGGCAACAAAUAUCCUGAUUUCAUUCUUUUCCCAUCCUCUAAUCUACUGGUGCCUCCCACUGGCUGACUCCACCUGGAAGCCAGAGAACCAUGGAGGCCAGCUGAUGCCCAUCUCACAGCCUGAUCCGGCCUGAAGAUGACAUUGCUGGCCUCUGUGGUGUCCUGCUCCCGUGCCCGGCUCUUCACCUGCUUCCUCAGGCUGGGCUCUCAGCAGGCCAGCCCCCUGCAGCUGCACACAGGGGCCAGCCUCGCAGCCAAGAGCCACUAUGAGGUGCUGGUGCUGGGUGGGGGCAGUGGUGGGAUCAGCAUGGCUGCCCGCAUGAAGAGGAAAGUGGGCGCAGAGAAUGUGGCCAUCGUUGAGCCCAGCGAGACACAUUUCUACCAGCCCAUCUGGACCCUGGUGGGUGCUGGUGCCAAACCAUUAUCCUCAUCUGGCCGUCCCACAGCAAAGGUGAUUCCAUCUGGUGUGGAGUGGAUCAAAGCUAGGGUGGUUGAUCUGAAUCCAGACAAGAACUGCAUCCACACAGAUGAUGACAAGAAGAUCUCCUACAAAUAUCUUAUCAUUGCUCUUGGAAUCCAGCUGGACUAUGAGAAGAUCAAAGGCCUCCCUGAAGGUUUUGCCCAUCCCAAAAUAGGGUCCAAUUACUCAGUGAGGACGGUGGAGAAGACAUGGAAAGCUCUGCAGGACUUCAAGGAGGGCAAUGCCAUCUUUACCUUCCCUAACACUCCAGUGAAGUGUGCCGGGGCCCCGCAGAAGAUCAUGUACUUAUCAGAAGCCUAUUUCAGGAAGACUGGAAAGCGACCCAAGGCCAAUAUCAUGUUCAACACUUCUCUUGGAGCCAUUUUUGGGGUCAAGAAGUAUGCAGAUGCCCUACAGAAGAUUAUCCAGGAGAGGGCCCUCACCGUUAACUACAAGCAAAAUCUCAUUGAAGUCCGAGCUGAUAAGCAAGAGGCUAUUUUUGAGAAUCUGGACAAACCUGGAGAGACCCAAGUGAUUUCAUAUGAAAUGCUUCACGUUACACCACCCAUGGGCCCACCAGAUGUCCUUAAGACGAGUCCUGUGGCUGAUGCUGCCGGCUGGGUGGAUGUGGACAAAGACACUCUGCAGCACAAGCGGUACCCAAAUGUGUUUGGGAUCGGGGACUGUACCAACCUGCCGACAUCAAAGACCGCUGCCGCCGUAGCUGCCCAAUCAGGAAUACUUGACAGAACAAUUUCUCUGAUUAUGAAGAAUCAAAGACCAGUGAAGAAGUAUGAUGGCUACACGUCGUGUCCGCUGGUAACUGGCUACAACCGUGUGAUUCUUGCGGAGUUUAACUACAACGCCGAGCCCCUGGAAACCUUCCCUUUUGACCAGAGCAAAGAGAGACUUUCCAUGUACCUCAUGAAGGCUGACAUGAUGCCGUUCCUCUACUGGAAUUUGAUGCUGAGGGGCUACUGGGGAGGACCAGCGUUUCUGCGGAAAUUGUUCCAUCUGGGUCAGAGCUAAGGAUGGCCCAGCCCUUGCUCUCCCUGGAUGGCUUCUGGACUGGAAUCACAGCCAUGGAUUGACCAAGAGCAGCACGAAGAACUCAAAACCCAACCCUAUAAAGAAUUUACUGCUGGAUGACAGUGACUAAAUGCCUCCCUUCUCAGUCCCUCCGGGCAGCUCUCAUGCAGGCUGCUCAGGACAAGCUUAAUUAUUUGGAAACAUUCAAAUGAAAUAAAAUAGACUUCUAUUUUUUAAAUAAAAGCUUCCACUGAUUGAGAUUCUA
This is a messenger RNA of Capra hircus (goat), 1854 nucleotides long. It is a transcript of the gene SQOR, whose product is annotated as sulfide quinone reductase-like (yeast). Gene Ontology annotation, molecular function: sulfide:quinone oxidoreductase activity; FAD binding. Gene Ontology annotation, cellular component: mitochondrion. Bases 237 to 1589 code for a protein of 450 amino acids. The transcript has 10 exons. Lineage: Eukaryota; Metazoa; Chordata; Mammalia; Artiodactyla; Bovidae. The record is from RefSeq and is a predicted model, not a curated record.